Olea europaea var. sylvestris is the source of this 1575-nucleotide messenger RNA. RefSeq lists its product as uncharacterized. The coding region runs from base 694 to 1308 and encodes 204 amino acids. The transcript is spliced from 7 exons. NCBI's taxonomy places the organism in Eukaryota, Viridiplantae, Streptophyta, Magnoliopsida, Lamiales, Oleaceae. The record is from RefSeq and is a predicted model, not a curated record.
GCUCUCUCUCUCUCUCUCGUGUUACUGUUUAUUUCAUUUUUCACAGGAGGAGAUGCACAGGGUACAACACUACAACUUGUAAAGCAUGGCUUAUUGUUGUAUUUAUAUUUCAUAAGCAAUUCUCAGUAUCUAGUGAAAGGACAAUUGGGCAAAAAGUUUGGGAAUCAUUGGUUUGUGUUGUUUUCUUUUUGAUUGAACGAAAUUUAUUUUCUUUUUUCUUUAAGGGAAGUGAUUAGAUUGUUAAAAAAGUAACAAACUUCAAUUCCUCUCUUUUGCUGUGUGUGAAAGGUUAGAAAAGGGAAUAAUAUAAAAUUAUAGAAGAGAUAAAUUCCAUUUUGAUGUGAGACAACAUAAGGAAUAAAAGUUUGUUACUUUAAUGGUAAAUUGGUUCUUUGCCUUUGGUUUUUGGCAAGUUGGCAACCCAUUAUUUAAUUAAUAAUUUGUUUGUGUACUUUAGCUUUGUUCCUUUUUGAGGGCUGGAAUCUUAGUUUUUCUUCUCCAUUAAGCAAGUAGUUGUAAUGUGCGUAAGCUGCAAAUUUUGAUGGCUCUCUCGCUUUAUUAAUCAUGCUUUGCUUGCUGUUGUGAGUAAUUUGUUGGAGUGGCACUCAUAGUCCUCAUCUAAUUUUAUGGCUUAGCUGUGGUAUCAAAAGAAAUUUGUCAAAAGGGGGAAAAAUGUAGAAAAAUUGUUAAGGUAUGCAUAAUAAAUGGUGCUUAGCAACGAAAAUGGAGGCCUGUUUUGAAGGCGUGUCUUUAUCUUCUUUAUUCCGAUGCUUUGGAAAGUAUUUUCUAGCUCUUGUUCAGUUGAUGAUGGAAAGGUUGAAGGAUAAAUGCAGAACUCUUUUCAGUGAUGAGAGCAGAGGUUGUCUUGGAUGUUGUACUAAGCCACCACUCGUAAUUUCUGUGGAUGAACCAUCCAAAGGUCUGAAAAUUCAAGGUCAACGUGUGAAGAAACGUAGUUUAACAGAGGAUUUUUGGAGCAUCAGUUCAGGUGAAAUGGAUAACAGUGCAUUUCCAUCCCACAGAAGUAUCUCAUCGAUCAGCACUUCUAAUCAGACACUUGAUACUCACAGCAAUGCUGGCAGCACGAGCAACCCUUCUGAAUUUGUAAAUCAUGGUUUUCUUCUUUGGAAUCAAACAAGAAACCAGUGGAUUGGAAAUAAGGGAUCUGAAAAGCGAGUACAAACUCUAGAACCCAAAUUAUGCUUUUCAAGUGCUGCAUUUUUUUCAGAAAUAGUGUUUCCAGUUGGAAUGCAACUUAUGAGAGUGUGCUUGGGACCGGCAAACCUUUUGGCCAGGCCAUCCCUCUAGCUGAAAUGGUGGAUUUUCUUGUGGAUGUCUGGGAGCAGGAUGGACUUUAUGAUUGACUUGUAAGAAGAUACAAUUUUUAAACCAUCGCAUUCUUCUUGUAAACUCUUGUCGCAGGUUCUAUAUGAACAAAUCCUGUGAAUUGUUCAUAUAAACAUAUGCACGAAAGUGCUGUUUUAAAUUCUAUCAGUUUCAAGGUUUCUGGUUGACAACAAACACUGUAAUUUAUGAUGCAAUAUAAUGCCAUCAACCAGAAUAUUCUGUUGCUGC